Leptopilina heterotoma is the source of this 2652-nucleotide messenger RNA. It is a transcript of the gene repo, whose product is annotated as retinal homeobox protein Rx2-like. The record is from RefSeq and is a predicted model, not a curated record. Lineage: Eukaryota; Metazoa; Arthropoda; Insecta; Hymenoptera; Figitidae. Gene Ontology annotation, molecular function: DNA-binding transcription factor activity, RNA polymerase II-specific; RNA polymerase II transcription regulatory region sequence-specific DNA binding. The transcript is spliced from 4 exons. Gene Ontology annotation, biological process: regulation of transcription by RNA polymerase II. The coding region runs from base 1200 to 2477 and encodes 425 amino acids.
UAUUUCAUCUAUUUAAAAUAUUUAAUGUAUGUGAGGUAAAAUAUAUAAAAAUUUUAAGAUAUUUGAAUAGAUUUUACUUUGAAAAAAGAUUUCUUCAAAAUAUGUAGUGUAAAAGACCUGGACUGUCCCUUUAAUAAUAAAUUUGUCAGGAAGGAAGUAAAAGUAAAACUAAUUUUAUACAAAAAAUUCUUGUUUCUGUAAAUAUAUUCCCCACAGCAUCUAAACUUGCAUAGGAUCAGAAUCGAAAAGUAGUAACAUUUCAAUAACUAUUUUUUUUAUCAAUUUUCUAAAUUUACUGAUUUUUGAUUAUUCGGUAUAAAUAUUUUUUGACAAUGCCUUUAAAAAAAUGUAUUCACGUCUUUUACCCGGUUUUCAAAGUUUGGUGUUUUCCCUGUCGGUGUUUUUAUUGCGAACACAUCUCCCAUUCCUUACGCGUAAUCAUUUGCGUAAACAUGAAAUUAAGAAAAAAAGCAGGUAUGAAAAUUGACAAUGUUCAAAUGAGAAUCACAACGAUAUUCGAUAACGAUAGCAAAUAACCAAAGAAGUAGAAGAAGAUGACAAUAUACGACUGUUUGGAAAGUCAUCUUGACCAUCAGGGAGUUUGGAGGCCGAACAAAGCCCGCAUGUAACUGCCCUCUCAAACAUUAGCUUCGAAGAAGAGCAGCUCCCCAUUGGUCGCUCCUCAUAUGUAGGGGGCGUUUCUACGCGAGAUUGUUAAAUUAUAUAAACGUGUGUGAGUGUGGAGUGAUUAACUCAGUCUUUGGAUCAUCAGACAAGUACUCAUCGUGAGAUUCGUAUGGGGAUCAGUCUCCAUCGGUCGCGCUGCAAGGUCCAGUACAACUAGUUUACUUCGUUAACUCAGCUUAAAACUAAUCAAAAUUAAUCAUAACUGCUAACAAUUGAUCACAAUUGGUUCAGAUUCCAUUACACGUGGUCCGCACGGGUAAUCAUCCAAGUUUUUGCAUAAUUGUUUAAGUGACACGCGCAACCAUCGAAAAGCGGCGGCAACUUUUUUUUCAAAUUAAGAUUGAGGACACAAGUCGCGAAUUAAGCGAAUUAAUCUUUUAAUUUAGCCAUCAAGUCAGUGGUUAAGUCAAGUCAGUCUAUUAACAAAUCAUCAACAACACUGUGAUUGAGGAAUUAAACAAGUGCUUUGCUAUUUUUCAAGCCUUUGGGAAUUAUAGUUCUUUUUUGGAGAAAUGGACGGUGGUCCUUUCGAUGAUCAGAUAUUUUCGGAAUUCGGAAAUCGAACUGGUAGCGGUGUUCACAGUAUUCAAGUAAUGUUAGGUUUGCAUAAUUCUCAUCAUGGAAGUGACAUAAUGCCGAAUAGUGGACAUCUUCAUAAAUUAGAUACUUCUAAUAGUCCGCCUCCGCAUCAUCAAACUUCGCAUCAACAUCUUCAGCAGCAGAAAGAGCUGAAGGAGCUCGAAUUAGUUGGAAUGUACGCUCCACUUCCUCAAACGCAAGACAUUACGACUUCUACUUCGACGACUGGCACCUCCACAUCCACCACUCUUCAGCAGAGUUUACAACUUGGAAAUUCCUUGAAGAGGAAACCCGAGGAUCCCUUGGUUAAUCUCUCGUCGGUUAAUAAUGAGGUGCAACCUGUCAAAAAGGAUUCUAAAAAGAAGACUGAUAACAAUGGAAUUAAAAAGAAGAAAACAAGAACAACGUUUACGGCCUAUCAAUUAGAAGAAUUGGAAAGAGCAUUUGAAAGAGCUCCCUAUCCAGAUGUAUUUGCACGAGAGGAACUCGCCUUGAAAUUGGCACUUUCGGAAUCACGAGUUCAAGUUUGGUUCCAAAAUCGACGGGCCAAAUGGAGGAAGCGAGAACCACCUAGGAAAACAGGCUAUAUGGCAACAGGAUCAGGCAGCCCUGGUUUGACAGGUUCAUUCACUUCAAUAAACAACAGUAUAAAUCCUUUCGGAACAUCAACAACAACUGCAGGACCACCAGACGCUUGGUCCUACACGCCAACGGCUUACGAUCUUGCGCCACAUCUAAAUCUCUUGAGUUCAACAGGUUCUCCUUACUCAACGUCCUUCGGAGGGCCCAGCAACAAUGGCUCUGCCUACUCCUACGCAACCAUGCUGCCCCAACACGAUCCAUCCCUCUUCUCCACGCCAUCAGCCAACACCAUGAGAGUCCAUCAGGACUACAUGAAUGCCAACAACAGUCCACCGCCCUCACUAACCCGCGACUAUCAAACCAUGGUCACACACUCCUCACCCCAACAUCUCGCCAGUUCCAUUUCAGAAGACGAGCAUCAAAACAAGCAGCUCGACUACGUGAGCGGCCUCAGUCCCACUGAAAAGUAUCAACACGAACAGGCAGAGUACUCCCAUCAGCACGAUCAGAAGCAGGACUAUGGAAUGCAUUCCCCUUCAAGUCGACAGGGCCUAAAGGACCAAGUCCUCAUUAAAACCGAGCCCGGCGGCCAACAGAGUUACGUUCAAUUACCCCCUUUUUUAAACUAACCAAAACUCUCAAAACCAGAUCUAGAUGUUUCAUCACAAGAUGAUAUAAUCUGUUUUCCAAAAUUUUACAAACUAUUCCAUACCAUUUCAGGGUUGUCACAAAAAAAUUCAUUUUGUUUUUCCCUGACUUUUCCCUGAUUUCCAAACUUUUUCCUGACUGAUUUUGACUUUUUCC